Molecule: messenger RNA, 1608 nt
Organism: Priceomyces carsonii
Lineage: Eukaryota; Fungi; Ascomycota; Pichiomycetes; Serinales; Debaryomycetaceae
Exons: 1
Coding region: 1-1608 (535 amino acids)
Source: RefSeq, a predicted model, not a curated record
AUGCAUUUCAACUUCAAGCCGUUGAGCUCCUUAAGUCUUUCUUUCUUCCUCAUUUCGCUUUAUUUACAGCCUGCUUUUUCACAUUAUGUGAGCAGCUUCACUAUGAACGAUAUGAACAGAGUUGCGUGUGUGGCAAUUGACAGGGAAACUGAUAUAAUAUUAACAUUUUCAAAUAAUCGAAUUAGAUUAUCUCCUGAAGCCUAUCUAUUGGAGAAUACUGUGCCUUUUGUUCUUUUCAAUUACAAGGACUUAAGCGCGUUCUCCAAUAUUCCUUCUUUGACGGACUUUGCAGAAAAUAACCAUAAGUUACUUUCACCAUCCCUGACACCCUCUGAUAGCCCAGUAACAAAGACGAGGUAUGAUUUGGUUGUCGAUCUAAAAGAUGGUAACUCCGAAGUCAAUUUUUUUAAGCAAAAAGUAGAUCUUUCUGAAGGGCCUAAAAAAGUGCAUUUUCCAAUACCAUCUCGAGGUGUUUACUGUAUUUAUAUCCCACGCCAUCACAAUUAUCCUACUAAUAAUUUCGCUUUGAACGUCGAUAUUUUAGGAGGAUAUCAUUUAAUCGAUCGUUCAUCCAAACAUCUUGCGGUCUACACUUUUGUUCUUGGAUUAAUCUUACUGUUCAUAUUGUGGCAAGAACAAUCAAGUGCAAGUGUUAGGAGAGAAAAGGUGCCCAGGGGAAGCCUUUUUUCAAGGGGGUACAUUCGACUCGAAAACUGCUUGCCUUCUAGCCCAAUCAAGAGAGCCAUCCUGUUAUUCUUUCUCGCUGAGUUUUUCUUUCUAUUAUUUGGUAUGAUUUUUCUCAACGUCAUCAACUUUGGUAUUAACCAUAUAAGCGUUUGCAAUUCUUAUUUGCUUGGCUUAUUUGACAUUUGUUACGGGGCAAUUUUAGCAUCAUUGCUGUCUUUACAAGACUAUAUUUGCGUCCUUGUUAUAGUUGGCUAUGGUACAAUAUUCUCCUACAAGUUGACCAGAACUUCAUCCGAUUUUCAAAAAGUCAAACAUCUCAUAUUAAAAAUUACAAUCCCACUGGCAUAUCAUUUUUUUAUAAAGGUGAUCCACUCAGUUUAUUUUAAAGAACGAGCCGAUAUAGAUGGGCAAUCCUAUCGUAUCUACCUGGAUAAUAUUAUCUUAUUGGACGUCGUACCUGAAGUAUUCGAUACCUUUAUUUCGCCAACAACGAUAUUAGUUUUACUGUCAAUUCAUCUAAUAGUUGAAAUAUGCAUUGUAAUUGGUUAUAUCCAUUAUUCUUUAUCCACUUUGAAAACACUUAGAAAGGAAUAUAAAGAAAACAAGACUGGGGACUCUUCCUACGGUUUUCGUUAUAUGUGUUUUGCCGUCACAUUACUAUAUUACUAUGUUAUAAGCAUUGUUUUCAACAUUAUCAUAGGAAAGCUAGGUAGCAUUUUUUCGAAGACAUCUGAGUACAGUUUUGAGGAAGUGAUGAGGGAUCUUUCUUCUCCGAGAAGUGCAUGGUCUUUUCUAUGGACACUUUUUAACUUUCAUGAAUCUAUGGUCGCUCUAUAUUUAAUUUGGUCUGGAGAAAAAGAUGACACGUUAAUUUCAAAUCGACUGAGCUGGAUAGCUAGACAAUCCAUAGAUUUGAAAUAA